Molecule: messenger RNA, 3923 nt
Organism: Labeo rohita (rohu)
Lineage: Eukaryota; Metazoa; Chordata; Actinopteri; Cypriniformes; Cyprinidae
Gene: cnga1a
Product: cyclic nucleotide gated channel subunit alpha 1a
Exons: 7
Biological process (GO): monoatomic cation transmembrane transport
Cellular component (GO): intracellular cyclic nucleotide activated cation channel complex; plasma membrane
Molecular function (GO): intracellularly cGMP-activated cation channel activity; intracellularly cAMP-activated cation channel activity; cGMP binding
Source: RefSeq, a predicted model, not a curated record
UAUCAUUACAGAGUCCAACAUAACAAAUGAACCACAAGUGUACUCCUCCUUUGAAAACACUCGCUGUAAUUUGACUGUAUCUUUCAUUUCACCAGAAAGAUGGUCUGUAAUUCUAAGUGCUCUGUGAAUCUUCAGAUCAAGAGAGAAUGGGACAGGAUUUAGGUUAAAGGAAAACAGCUGCCUGUUGCUUUAGGGAAAGAGGAAACAUGACUGUUGUACCUGCAUCAGGGGGUAUUGCAAUCCCACCCCAAAUGUCUCCGAUAAUGGAAGUGGACACAGAGGAGGACAGUGAAGACCCAAUUCCAGCUCCAAGUGCAGGACGUAAAUUUAACAUCAACAACAGCAACAACAAUGAAGAAAGACAAGAAGAAUAAGAAAAGGAGAAAAAAGAAAAGAAGGAGAAGAAAGAGAAAAAAGAAAAGAAAGAAAAAAAAGAAGAAAAAGAGAAGAAGAAACAAAAGGAUGAAAAAGAGAAAGAAAAUGAGAAAGAAAAGGAAAAGGAAAAGGAAAAAGAGAAAGAAAAAGAAAAAGAAAAGGAAAAGGAAAAAGAAAAAGAAAAGGAGAAGCAAAAAGAGAAAAAGGAGGGGCCUAAGGAGGUGUUUGUGAUUAACCCAGCGGGACUUCUGUACUAUCAAUGGCUGCUUAUAAUCACAAUUCCUGUCAUGUACAAUUGGACAGCUAUAAUUGCAAGAGCCUGCUUUGAGGAGCUGCAGCAUGAAUAUCUCCUGAUAUGGUUCCUCCUGGACUACACCUCUGACCUGCUUUAUUUGGCUGACAUGGCCUUCAGAGCACGAACAGGUUACCUGGAACAGGGCUUACUCGUCAAAGACGAAAAGCUCCUUCUUCAGCGAUACAAAGAAAGCUUCCAGUUCCGCAUCGACGUCAUCUCUAUGCUACCCACGGACAUCUUCUACUUAGUUUUAGGGUUAGACUACCCAGAGAUCCGCAUAAACAAGUUGCUCCGCCUGAACCGCAUGUUUGAGUUCUUCACGAUCUCAGAAACCAUGACCAACUACCCCAACAUCUUCAGAAUCUGCACUUUGAUCAUGUAUAUCCUCAUCAUCAUCCACUGGAACGCAUGCCUCUACUUCUCCUUCUCCAAGUCCAUUGGGUUCGGCUCAGAUGCGUGGGUGUAUCCCGAUCUCGAAGAAGAUGAGUUUGGAGAGCUGAUGCGAAAAUAUUCCUUCAGCCUCUACUGGUCCACUCUUACCCUCACCACCAUCGGAGAGACGCCGUCUCCCGAGCUAGACUCUGAAUUCCUCUUUCACGUGGUUGACUUCCUGGUGGGUGUCUUGAUCUUUGCCACCAUCGUGGGUAACAUUGCAACAAUGAUCUCAAAUAUGAAUGCGGCCCAGGCUCAGUUCCAAGCCAGGAUUGACAACAUCAAGCAGUACAUGCAUGCACGUCAUGUCAGCAAGGAUCUUGAGAUACGUGUCAUCAAGUGGUUUGACUAUCUGUGGACCAACCAAAAAGCACAAGAUGAACGAGAGGUGCUGAGGUACUUGCCAGACAAGUUACGGGCGGAGAUAGGCAUGAACGUGCACUUAGAUACCCUCAAGAAGGUGCGGAUCUUUGCAGACUGUGAAGCAGGACUGCUGAUCGAGUUGGUGUUGAAGCUUCGCCCUCAAGUCUUCAGUCCCGGUGACUACAUCUGUCGCAAGGGCGAUAUUGGCCGGGAGAUGUACAUCAUAAAGGAUGGCAAACUUGCUGUGGUGGCUGACGAUGGCGUCACUCAGUUUGUCGUCCUUGGCGAUGGAAGCUACUUUGGAGAAAUCAGCAUUCUAAACAUUAAGGGAAGCAAGGCCGGAAACCGUAGAACGGCCAACAUUCGAAGCAUAGGAUACUCAGACCUCUUCUGUCUGUCCAAAGAUGAUCUGAUGGAGGCUCUGACUGAAUAUCCUGAUGCUAAGGCUAUGCUGGAGGACAAAGGGAGACAGAUUCUGCUGAAGGAUGGUCUGCUAGAGCUGGACCCUGCAAAACUCAAGCCAGAUGAGAGGGACUUGGAGGACCGUGUAAACCGAAUAUAUAGCACAAUGCAGAUCAUGCAGACCAAGGUGAAGAAGCUGCUGGCUGAACAGGAGGAGACGCAAAAGGAUAUCAGAAGGCGGAUUGUUCAGAUAGAGCGCUUUGCUGGGGAGGAGGUGGAAGAUGAAGAUGAAGAGGAAGAGAAGGAGAAGACUGAAGAAACAGAAGAGGAAAAGAAAGAGGAAGAGGCAGAGAAAGAGAUGUUAGAAGAAGACAAGGAAAAGACGGAAGAAAAAGAGGAGGAAAAAGUGGAGGAAGCGACUGAAGAGGAAAAGAAAGAGGAAGAGGCAGAGAAAGAGAUGUUAGAAGAAGACAAGGAAAAGACGGAAGAAAAAGAGGAGGAAAAGGUGGAGGAAGCGACUGAAGAGGAAAAGAAAGAUGGGGAGUCAUAGGAUAAGACCAUAUGAGACUGUUUCAUAAUAGCACAAUAUAGUCAAAUUAAAAACAAAAUCUCGUUCAUCUCUUUUCCGUAGUAACACUACUUUGUUUAGCCAAUUUGAAUGUGUUCAUCCACCAUAUGCUAAAUGUCUUGUGUAACCAAUAAUUUCUUGUCAUAUUCAAGAUAAUACUUGCAAAUAUGAGCGCUUUAAGAGAUCACCCAAAAGUAAAAAUUUGGUCAUUAAUUCUCAUGUCAUUCCAACAUCAUCAGAACACAAAUCAAGAUAUUUAUGAUGAAAUCCAAGAGCUUUCUGAUCCUCCAUAGACAGCAAGGGUCUUACUACAGUCAAGGCACAGAAAAGCAGUAAGGACAUUGUUUUUUUGUUUUUUUUUUUGCCAUUAUUAUGACAGGACAGAUCAGAAUGGACAGGAAGCAGAGUGGAAGAGAGAUAGGGGGCAGGAUCGGGAAAGGUCAUCAGAUAGUCGUCAGAUUCGAACACGGGACACCCGUAGCACAACGGCGCUGAAUGUCAGCGCACUGCCCAUAAGGCUGUUGCAAAGGCUGACAUCAGUGGUCCGUAAUUUUAGGAAGCUAUGAGAAUACGUUUUGUACUCGAAGAAAACAAAAAUAAUGACUUUGUUCAACAAUUCUUCCUUUUAUACAACCUUUUUAAGAAUGUCCUUACUAUGUUUUUGUGCCCUGACCGUGGUAGGACACUUGCUGUCUGUGGAGGGUCAGAGGGCUCUCGGAUUUCAUCUAAAAUAUCUUAAUUUGUGAUCUGAAGAUGAACAAAGGUCUUACGGGUUUGGAACCACAUGAGGGUGAGUAAUUACUGACAGAAUUUUCAUUUUUGGGUAAACUCACGUCACCACACAAACAGAUUACAGUGACAACAAAAAUAAUAGAAGCUCAAAUAAAUCUGGCUGAAAGAAAAACAAUAGCCUAUAAUCUGCAUACUGGGAUCUUUCAGCCAAAUCAUUUAACCUGAAUUUGUUUUGUUGUUUUACAUUAAGGAUGCAAAUUUUACAUCAUAUUUUCCAAUCAGCAUCAAAGCUGAACACUCAUGAAGUGAUUUAUGAGGUUUUGUAAAGCAAUGUGCUUGAUGGGCACAAGGGUGCAGCAGAGGAUCAAAGAUUAAUGACCCUUUCCUAAAACGUGAAAAUGACAGCAUUAACCACAAUUGAAGUGAUGUCAUGCCUUCCAUGGAAUCAGUAGUUUUGUAGAUAUUCUCUUUUCUUGUUAGAUAAACUAAAAUGUGUUUGGGGUAAGUUUAAAAAAACACAUUCACUAGCAAUCUGUUUAGAAAAUGUUUUUGAGACAUUUCCUACUACUGACAAAUUACAAAAUCACUGAAUUAAAAAAUUACCUGCCUAAUGAGACCUCUUUGUGAGACCCAAGCUUUUUAACCAAACGUAAGUAUCACACAUAUUAAUCAUUAUGGGUUUUGGACAGUUAUAUUUAAAUGUGAACCGUGUCAUUUCCUCACUGCUAGCAUCAUUAAAAGAAAACGCAAAAAUAA